AAACGAUACAUUAAUUAUUAUUAAUACUGAUGUUUAUAGUUUUACAAGUAAAGGAAAUUCCAUAUAAUAAACACUUAAGACUAUCUAAUAGUUAGUGGUAUAUUUAUGUGUGUGGGUGUUAGUGUUGAUGUUGAUGUAGAUGUUAGAUGCAGAUGACCUCAAGGCGUGAUCGGUCACUAGAAUGAUCUUAAAGAAUUAUGAAACUGGCCUUGUUGUUUUGUGGAUUGGGGCUUAUCACCAAUGGAUUUAGCACGGAGAAUGAAGCUGAAGAUUACAAUGACUCGUCUAAGACUUCCGCCAGUAUACAAACCGACGUCUCGGAUGAUUAUGAUUCAUUUGAGAUAACUGAAGUUCAAGAUACCACAAAAAAGACGUAUCACUGUGCGGCACGUAAUUCAGUAAAAAAUGAAACUAAUCUCGAUCAAAAAACCAUUGAGACUCUAGAUAACAAUGGAAUCCAAUCUAUGCAACCUAAGAGACUUCACUAUCAAGUACGCAGCGUUAGACAAAAAAUGUGCCAGUCUGGGUUCAAUCCAUUUCAAGUUGACAGCAAAGUCGGUUCUAUUCACAAACGAUUUAAAAAUGUCAUAAGACUCAUGAUCUACAAUACACCUGGCAUGUUCCCCGGAUUAAGAGUAAUCCCCACAAAAUUGGUUUCGUUUUGA
Microplitis demolitor is the source of this 665-nucleotide messenger RNA. RefSeq lists its product as uncharacterized. The record is from RefSeq and is a predicted model, not a curated record. The coding region runs from base 198 to 665 and encodes 155 amino acids. The transcript is spliced from 5 exons. Lineage: Eukaryota; Metazoa; Arthropoda; Insecta; Hymenoptera; Braconidae.